AAAAAAGAUAAACUCUAUAAGCAGUUCAUUAAUUCUAGGGACUCAACUACUGAGUUAAAAUACAAACGCUAUCGGAACAAACUGAAUCAUCUUAUAAAAAUUGCUAAACGAAAGUACUAUGAUACAAAAUUUGAGAAGGCUAAAAAUAACCUGAAAGAAACUUGGAAACUAAUCAAUGAUGUAAUCAACAAACCGAGCAGAAAAGCAGCUCUGCCAAAUUCCUUUUUCUCUGAUGGAAAACUGUUAAAUGAUCCACAAGAAAUAGCUAACUGCUUUUGUAAGUUCUUCACCAACAUAGGUCCGAAUUUAGCAAGGAAAAUUCCAGACACACAAGUAUCUUUUCGUAGUUUUCUUGGCGUUUCUGUUAAUGAGUCGCUUAUCUUAAAUCCAACUAAUAUUUCGGAACUAAAUCAAAUAUGCAACUCUUUUAAAUCUGGAAAGUCGCCUGGAUAUGAUAACGUUUCAAUGGAUAUAAUAAAAAGCACCUUUGAUCUCAUUUCUCAGCCUUUGGCCAAUGUAAUCAAUUUGUCUCUUAUUAAAGGAGUAUUUCCUGAUGAACUGAAAAUUGCUAAACUGAUUCCGGUAUUUAAAGCUGGUGAUUCCCAGUAUUUCACUAACUACCGUCCAAUUUCGCUUCUUUCUAAUUUUUCUAAAUUCUUUGAAAGAGUUAUGCACAAUCGUAUUACAAAUUUUUAGAUCGUUUAGAUAUCUUAUACUGUUGCCAAUUUGGAUUUCGUAAAAAUAUUCUACAGCGCUGUCUUUAAUUCAUCUUAUUAAUAAAAUUGCAACUGCUAUUGACAGAAGCGAAUAUACAGUUGGCAUAUUCUUAGACUUAUCAAAAGCAUUUGAUACUUUAGACCAUCAAAUACUCUUGUCUAAGCUUGAGCAUUAUGGGAUUCAUGGGCUAGCACUUAGCUGGUUCAAAAGCUAUUUGUCAAAUCGCGUGCAGUUCGUCCAGUACAAAGAGACUUGUUCUAUUAGGCUGACUCUGAGCUGUGGAGUCCCUCAAGGUUCUAUAUUAGGACCAUUAUUGUUUGUUUUGUAUAUCAAUGACCUCCCUUGUGCUACUCGUCUUGCUGAAACUAUGCUUUUUUGCAGAUGAUACUAGUGUGUUUUAUUCUAAUCCCGAUUUAAAUUGUGCUAUUUCUGCCGUAAAUAAUGAUUUAUCUCAAAUUGCUCUUUUUAUGAAAGCAAAUAAGCUCUCUGUUAACAUAACGAAAACUAAUUAUAUCAUUUUUUUGCAGCAAGGCAAAAACCAGUCGGCUUCCCAAUAAAUCCUGUCUUGUACGAUGAGGUUUUAUUAAAACAAGUAAAGGUAGUUAAAUUUUUAGGGGUUUUUAUCGACGAGCAUCUAACGUGGAAGCCGCAUAUUACUUAUAUAUGUAAGAAAAUUUCAAAAUCUAUUGGCGUCAUGUUUAGGUCUCGUUUCUUUCUUUCUGAAACAACAAAAAGUCUCUUUAUUAUACCUUAAUUUAUCCUUAUUUAACAUAUUGUACCACAGUUUGGUCCUCCACUUAUGUAACAAACCUUAAUAGAAUUUUUCUUCUACAAAAGCGAGCAGUACGAAUUAUUACAAAUGCAGAUUUUCGCGCGCACUCUGAACCAUUAUUUUUCCGUUUAAAGAUUUUGGACAUAUACAACAUUAAUUCAUUCUAUACUGCACAAUUUAUGUUUUCAUAUUAUCAUCAAUUACUGCCACCGCUUUUUUCGAACCUUUUUGUUACUAGUAGCAAUAUUCAUAAUUAUAAUACUAGAAGUUCCUCGCAUUUUCGUUCUCAUGCCUGCCGAACUAACACCAAACAAUUUUCUAUUUUGUUCCAAGGCCCUAAAAUUUGGAAUUCUUUACCAAACUCAGUCACUUCGAUUUUUACAUUGCAAUCGUUUAAAACGAAAGUUUUUGAUUUUCUACUAUAUCGAUAA
Porites lobata is the source of this 1920-nucleotide messenger RNA. The record is from the annotation of a GenBank genome assembly. NCBI's taxonomy places the organism in Eukaryota, Metazoa, Cnidaria, Anthozoa, Scleractinia, Poritidae.